Molecule: messenger RNA, 780 nt
Organism: Parasteatoda tepidariorum (common house spider)
Lineage: Eukaryota; Metazoa; Arthropoda; Arachnida; Araneae; Theridiidae
Source: RefSeq, a predicted model, not a curated record
AUGCAGAAUCAGACAGCUGACACAGUUGCAGAAGCGUUCUUUGCAGGUUGGAUAGCCAGAUUCGGCGUUCCAGAGACUGUCCCAACUGAUCAAGGUCGUCAGUUUGAAUCUGAACUUUUUUCUUCUUUGACUAAGUUUUUGGGAACACAGAAAACCAGGACGGUAGCUUAUAAUCCAAAGUGUAAUGGAGCUAGUGAAAGGUUUCAUAGAAUCCUGGAAAAUGCAAUUAAAUGCGACCUAACUGAGCGCUGGAUGGAAGUUUUACCAACAGUUUUGUUGGGCAUUCACUCAAGUUUAAAGGAAGAUAUUGAUUGUACACCAGUUGAAAUGGUGUAUGGUUGUUCGAUACGCCUUCCAGGUGAAUUUUUUCACAACUCUUUUUCUAAACCUGCAACAUCUCAUUCUGAUUUUUCACAGAAACUUCUAGAAAAACUUAGAGAUUUGCGCCCUGUUCCUCUGAAUACUCGUGGUGUCACCCGUCCAAUCUUCAUCAGUAAAGAUCUACAGACUUGUAGCCAAGUUUUUGUCAGAAUAGACAGUGUUCGACGUCCUUUGGAACAGCCCUAUAAAGGCCCAUUUAAAGCAAUUUCACGAACUAACAAAUUUUUUGUUUUAGAUCUUGAAGGACAGAAAUCUAGUGUUUCAAUCGACAGAUUAAAACCUGCCUAUUUUCUAUCUGAUGAAGUUGCAGAUUCCACCAACCAGUCUCUCAUGGUAAAGACAGAAGUAACUACAAGGUCUGGAAGGAAAGUUAGAUUUGUCCUGCCAUUCCAAGCCUAA